Molecule: messenger RNA, 4885 nt
Organism: Megalobrama amblycephala (Wuchang bream)
Lineage: Eukaryota; Metazoa; Chordata; Actinopteri; Cypriniformes; Xenocyprididae
Gene: znf652
Product: zinc finger protein 652
Exons: 7
Coding region: 938-2950 (670 amino acids)
Biological process (GO): regulation of transcription by RNA polymerase II
Cellular component (GO): nucleus
Molecular function (GO): RNA polymerase II cis-regulatory region sequence-specific DNA binding; DNA-binding transcription factor activity, RNA polymerase II-specific
Source: RefSeq, a predicted model, not a curated record
CGUCAGAAAUGUUACUGCUUUCUUGCCAAAUUCUGUUUUGCAUGCGAAUGCAUGUAGUGUCUCCUGCAACUAACUGCUCGCAAACCGCGAGGGCAUCUCGGUAUGAAUGAGAAAAUCUCUGAAGGAGUACAAAUCUGGGCGGUUUGGGGGUGUAAAAAAGUGAAAGUCGUACACGACGAUGAUGUUAGCUUGCUAUGAGCAAUGGGGUUAAACAGUCUAAUUGCCGUUGCAUGCGCGUUAUAAAGCGGGUCGAUUAAAAUCAUCUCGACGGGGCUUUUGCAAUCGCAUUGAAUAAUUUUGCAAAAGCAGGACCUUGCAGUAGCGGUAGUCCAGUGCACGCAGCUGUAUGUGCGUGCACUCGAGCUGUUAGCUCUGCUAGCCGAACGGCCUGCACGCCUGCCGUCCCGACCAACCAAUGUUUCCUUCGGUUUAACCCUUUCUUUGCGUCGCUUUCCCAAAAAAGUUACUCUUUGCCAGUAUUAUCUGGCUGCAGGGUGCCGAUUCGGAGCAGCUGGUAAUGAAUUCGAGAUCUAAGCUUUGAGUUCAGCGGUGCAGAGACGCCGUCACAUCACUGACUGAGAGGAGGCGGCUUUUGUGUCUGAAUCAGCAGAGACUGUUGUCUUUCCAAGUGAAACCGAGAUGCUGUUGAGAGACUGAAGUUUGGAUCUAAAGCCAAGACAACUUUCAUUUGGAUCAGGAUGAAAUAUGUGCAUAUAGUUGCACAGUGAGGCAGACUUCAUUGGACGUAAUGGAGGCUCGGUUUGGGCUAGGCUAAGGCGUCUCUCUUCGUCUCUCCUCCUCUACACUCUCUUGCCCUCCUCUCAUUCACUCGAGAGGAGGGGUACAUUAUCUCCUGUAUCGCCCUUGACAGGAAACAGCAGUUAAUCUCAAACAUAUAGAGGCAAACACUUUGAUUCAAGCAAGCAAUCGGCUUCCGAUGAAGUCCUGCCACACACUGAAGGAGGAGGUGUCUGGCCCAGAGACCAUGUCUCAAGAGGAGGGGCAAAUGACUCAACCUUCCCAAACGUACUUCGACAAUGCUUCCGCUCCUGAUGCCGAGCUGUCGGCGAAACUGUACAAGCGAGAAGCUGCGGCCAAACCAUACUCAGUGGUCAUUGACAACACGAUGGCUACAAGGCCAGAGUCGCAGAUGCCCUCAGACUUGAAUCCCCAUCCUGCACCGACUCAACCAUUUUACCGGGAAGGGUCUGGUGCAGCUGUGACGAAGAGCGGAAAUGGAGGGACGUCAGAAGAUUCUGAAGCUGAAGAAGGAGCCGGGGCAGAGGACGAAUUCAAACGAGGGCAGAUUAUCGUAGAGGUCAACCUCAAUAAUCAGACCCUGCACGUAUCCAAAGGAGAUGAUGCGGCAAAUGUGAACACUGCAGGAGACGACAAGAGCAAUAGUGAGGAAGAAGAGGAAGAUGAGGAGGAGGAGGAAGAGGAGGAGGAGGAGGAAGAAGAUGACAGCAUUGAAGAAGACUACAGCGAUGAGGAGGAUCAAGAUGAAGAGGAGGAGGAGGAGAACAACAAUCGGCGAACAAGAGCACAACGUACGCACAGGGGUCGAGCAACCGCUUCGCCACGUUGUAAGAGUCGCCGCGUAGCCCCUUCAUCGACGGGAAACGUAACCACAACGACUGCCGGUGUGACAACCAGGGGGCGGAGGAAGAAUGCAGAGGCCCCACCCCAAAAGCGUAGACCUGCCAAGGAGGCCAAAGGCUCCACCGCUUCUGCCUCCGGAGCCACAGGAGGAGGAGCCAAGGGAGAGGGUGAGGAGAAAGAGACGCUAGCAUGUGAAAAAUGUCCACGUGUGUUCAACACCCGCUGGUACCUGGAGAAGCACAUGAAUGUGACGCACAGACGCAUGCAGAUCUGCGACAAGUGCGGAAAGAAGUUCGUGCUGGAGAGUGAACUGGCUCUUCACCAGCAGACCGACUGCGAGAAGAACAUCCAGUGUGUGUCAUGUAAUAAGUCCUUUAAGAAACUGUGGUCCCUCCACGAGCAUAUUAAGAUUGUCCAUGGAUUUGCCGAGAAGAAAUUUGCCUGUGAGAUUUGUGAGAAGAAAUUCUACACCAUGGCCCAUGUCCGUAAGCACAUGGUCGCUCACACAAAGGACAUGCCGUUUACCUGUGAAACCUGUGGAAAGUCUUUUAAACGCAGCAUGUCUCUGAAAGUGCAUUCACUGCAGCAUUCAGGAGAGAAGCCCUUCCGUUGUGAGAACUGUGACGAGAGGUUCCAGUACAAAUACCAGCUGCGGUCUCAUAUGAGCAUUCACAUAGGACACAAGCAGUUUAUGUGCCAGUGGUGUGGCAAAGACUUCAACAUGAAACAGUAUUUCGAUGAGCACAUGAAGACACACACAGGUGAGAAGCCAUUCAUCUGUGAGAUCUGUGGGAAGAGUUUCACCAGUCGGCCCAAUAUGAAGCGGCACCGGCGCACGCACACUGGGGAAAAGCCGUACCCUUGCGAAAUCUGCGGCCAGCGUUUCCGCUUUUCCAACAUGCUUAAGGCGCACCGAGAGAAGUGCUUCCGAGUCACCAGCCCGGUGACCCUUCAGCCUGCCAGCAUGGCACUUCCCAUUCACCUUACUGGCCACACCCCUUCUUCAAGCCACACCCCUACCCCAACCCAGCCCACCCAGUCGACGCCCGUGGGCUCCGUAAUGAUCAGUCCCGCCACGGUGGGGCCUCUGCCGCAACGAUCGGUCGCCGUGCACGGCUUCUCUCAUUUGCACAUGCAGACCGUGCCCACACAACAUCACCCCGCCCACACUCACACUCCUGUCCAUCACACAGGACACGCCCCUAUGACGAGCCAUGCCCCUCAGCCAAUCACAGUGCAGCCUUCUGUCCUGCCUCCUCCCCCUGCCCUAUUUAAGAGCGAGCCAAUAAACCACUGCGCCCACGAGGACGCGUACCUGCGACAGGGCGCCGCUCCGCAACACCACUGAAACACUCUCUUGUACACAAACUCACUAAUGUGAAAUCAGGUGCUCGCUGGAGAACAGGGCGGACGGACGGACGCCAUACAUCAGUAUAAUUCUCACAGGAAUCUGAAAGCUGGAACUGCAACAUGUAUGUAUGUGUAUGUAUGUGUGUGAGAUAAAAAAAAAAAAAACUCAUACUACAAACCUACUUGCCACUAGCACUCGUGACCAAACAGAAUUGUUAGACAGCUGAACUGAUCUCAAGAAAUUCAUAAAGCAUUACUCGGAUUCACAUCACUUCAAACUCUGUCACAAUGAUCAAAAUGCCAUUUGGGGUUUCAGUGGCACAACACACUUCUUUGUCUUUCUCUCUGACUCUUUAUCGACUCAGCUGCUGUUGCAAAGGUUCUACGGGUUCAAACGUCCACAAGUUAAAGGUCUACAUUUCACAAAUGCAGUGUAACUUCUUUAGAGAUGCAGGUCUUCCCGAAAACGGAAAAUAUCCAUAUUCUAGUACACAAGUCCUCACACAAACAUAGUAUACAGCACUUAAGCAGUAAACUCAGUGUAGUCUAUAUGACUGAAACUUUUCUGUUGCCUGAUUGUGAUUGUCAGUGAUUUUAUUAAAAUAUUCUUUUCCUUUUUUUUUUUUUUUUUUUUAAUACAAUAAAAAUAUGAUUACUGGGUAAUGCCUGUAGCUUUCCGGCGUGUUCGGUCGGAGGUUGAGACUGUUAAGGAAGACCAAUGCUGUGAUGUGUCAUAAGUAGGCUGCAACUAAAGGCGAAAAAAGAUAAUUAAUUAGUUUUACUGUAUGUUCCAUACAAUCUAACUCACUUAACCAAUAUUUUUAUUUGUAUAAUGUAGAUAAACAUGCUCUGUGAGACUUUUUAAAAAGGAUUUGUAUGUUGAAAUGAGAUGCUUGCUUGUGAGAGUUUAUGUAAUGGAAGAUGCGGAAAGGGUUUGUUUCUAAUCAUGUAUUCAACUGAAUGUACGAGAGGAGUGUGUGUGUGUGUGUGUCUCUCUUUGUGGCUGAUCAUAUGCCUGUGGUGCUGGUAUCAAAAGCUGCUUUUUAGUUGCUCUCUGUCUUUUCCUGGUACAUGGUUCUUUAUCAUGCAGAUGAUUAGUGUGUUUGUGAGUGAGUGAGUGAGUGAGUGAGUGAGUCAGUGUUAAAAUGGUGACGUUAGAAGCAGCACAGAUAAAGUGAUGGGAAAUCUUGAGUCAAUCAGACUUGAUUGAUUGAUUGUGAAUUUUUUGUUCUCUCUCAUUAGACCAUCUGUCCUCUGCACUUUACUGACAAGUAAGAGGUUUGCGCAACUGACAAAGAAUUGUUUAUCACAUGUCCCACAUGUGAAAGAUGGCUGGCUGUUGGAAAAUGGGGAGAAUCACGUGUUAUACAUCAAAGAACUUUAGUUUAGUCAUGCCCCGCCCCUUUUUACCUGAGACGUACUCUCAUUGGUUCAGAUGGCUGUCAGUCAUGUCCUUUUUUUUUUUAAAUCUGUGUGUUUUGGGCUACUUGUUGUCUGAUUCUCUCCAUUCUCCAUCAGUCGAUGGAAUGCACUUUCUAAUAAAACCUUGCUAGAUAAAGAAAAAUAAGCAGACCAUAAUAAUGUUUAUUCUUGUGAGGUGUUUUUAAUCAAAUCUCUUCUCAGCUAGACUCUUUCAACCUCUCAACUUCAGAAGUGUUUUAUUUUUAGCCUUGUGUCUGGUACAGAAAUGUCUGACUUUCAUUGAGUUCUGUUUUAUGUUUUCCUGUUUUUGAGACACCAUGUUUGACCUGCAUUAAUGUUGGGCCUUUUUUAUAUUGUGCAUUUAACACUUUCUGCUAACUUUAAAGAAGUAAAAAAAAAAAAAAUGAAUUAGCCACAAGCACAACUCACUUGUCUAAAUUUGUAUGUGUACACUGUAAAAAAAAAACGAGAGAGAAAGAAAGCAGUAAAUAUGGGAAGUGGGGCAUUUUAA